Neoarthrinium moseri is the source of this 1131-nucleotide messenger RNA. RefSeq lists its product as uncharacterized. NCBI's taxonomy places the organism in Eukaryota, Fungi, Ascomycota, Sordariomycetes, Amphisphaeriales, Apiosporaceae. Bases 1 to 1131 code for a protein of 376 amino acids. The record is from RefSeq and is a predicted model, not a curated record. The transcript has a single exon. Gene Ontology annotation, biological process: transmembrane transport. Gene Ontology annotation, molecular function: transmembrane transporter activity.
AUGUCGGGUUCAUUUGGCCUCGCGGCCAUCAUUGGUCCAUUCUUGGGCGGCGCCUUAACAGAUCGUGCCACGUGGAGAUGGUGCUUUGGUAUUAACCUACCGAUCGGCGCAAUCACGGUAGUAGUUUGUGCUAUAUACGUUCGCAUACCCUCCGAAUCGGCAGAAAUAUCCGUCUCCACCAGGACCAAGCUGAGCCAAGUUGAUGUCCCCGGGACCGUCUUCAUGGUUGCGUCGUUGAUAUGCCUCCUGAUAGCACUCCAGUGGGGCGGUUCGGCCUAUUCUUGGAGUGACAGCCGGAUAAUUGCACUUUUCGUUGUCUUCGGGGUUCUCGCAAUAGCCUUCAUCAUCACGCAGACCACUUCAAUUACGGGAGCAAAGAGACUCAUUUCUUCUGCCUUAGCUCGGAAGCGCGACAUUUGGCUUGCAGUCAACUACGCUAUGUGCGUGACAGGCGGCGUUUACGUGGUCGUACUCUAUCUCCCAGUGUGGUUCCAUGAUACCCUCGGCUACUCAUCACUUGCGUCUGGGACCUUGUUAACGCCUUUGAUCGCCAGCUACGUUGUGUCCUCAAUCGUUGCCGGUGUCUUCACUAGCGCCAUUGGUUACUACAAUCCUGGAAUGAUCAUCGGUACGGCCCUUGCAAUAGCUGGAGCUACGCUGCUGACAACUAUUGAUCUCAAAACCUCGAUAGCUAGGAUAGUUGGCUAUCAGAUUCUUUAUGGAUUUGGCAUCGGCUUUGGAUUUGGUCAACCAAGUUACGUUGUUCAGACAGUCCUCCCUACUGUUGAAGUACCCAUCGGCGUGACAUUAGUCACAUUAUUUCAAAACCUCAGCGCAUCAAUAUUCGUGGCUGCGGCACAAAGCAUCUUUCAGGGCGAAUUGCGAUCACGGUUUGGCUCUUUGUCACCGGGCUCAAACGCUUCAUUUCUCAACUCGGGUGCUAUUGAGUUGAUAUAUUCUCUUCCCCCUGAAGCUCAACAAGAGGCAAAAGAGGCCUAUAGCAAGUCGCUGACACUGACGUUCUAUAUUUCUCUCGCAUUGAGUGCUGCAUCUAUUGUCGGAGCCCUAAGCAUCGGAUGGGUUUCAAUGAAGAGUAGUCACAAUCAGGUCCAACGCGAAGAAGAAAGCUAG